GUCCUAGACAAAAAAUCACAACCAACGCCUCAAGAUGACUAUCUCCAAGAAUAAUAAGAUGAUGGCUCAUCUCAACUACAGGAUGAAGAUCAUCCUUCAGGACGGUAGAACCUUCAUCGGAUUUUUCAAGGCUUUCGACAAGCAUAUGAACAUUUUACUCGCAGAGUGCGAGGAACACAGACAAAUCAAGCCAAAGGCCGGAAAGAAGACCGAUGGAGAAGAAAAGCGAAUUCUCGGCCUCGUACUGGUCCGCGGAGAACAUAUCGUCUCGAUGACCGUCGACGGACCACCACCAAGAGAUGACGAUUCAGUGAGACUCGCCAAGGCCGGAGGAGCUGGAGGUGUCGGACAAGCCAAGCCAGGAGGCCGUGGAAUGCCAGCUAUGCCAGGAAUGCCGGGAAUGCCACCAGGCGGAGCACCAGGAGGCCUCUCUGGAGCCAUGCGCGGACACGGAGGACCAGGAAUGGCAGCCAUGCAGCCAGGAUAUGGCGGCCCACCAGGAGGACGUCCAUUCUAAAAUUUUGCUAUCCAAAUCCGCAUGUUUCUAUCAUUUUUCCCACCGAUCUUGUAUUUUUCUCUGUUCUUUUCAUUUUUUGUGGUAGAAAUACCUUUAAUUAUAUAUUUAAUUUAUCGAUACUCUCUCGGGUGAUCGAGAUCUUCCCAUCACCCACCAAUCUUCGUAAGCUGUUCAGAAUCUGGAAUAAACUUUUUGAAUUUUG
Messenger RNA from Caenorhabditis elegans, 719 nucleotides. RefSeq names its product putative small nuclear ribonucleoprotein-associated protein B (gene snr-2). Lineage: Eukaryota; Metazoa; Nematoda; Chromadorea; Rhabditida; Rhabditidae. Gene Ontology annotation, cellular component: cytoplasm; nucleus; cytosol. The coding region runs from base 35 to 517 and encodes 160 amino acids. The transcript has 3 exons. The record is from RefSeq and is marked reviewed. Gene Ontology annotation, molecular function: RNA binding.